Messenger RNA from Arachis ipaensis, 1836 nucleotides. RefSeq names its product equilibrative nucleotide transporter 3-like. NCBI's taxonomy places the organism in Eukaryota, Viridiplantae, Streptophyta, Magnoliopsida, Fabales, Fabaceae. The record is from RefSeq and is a predicted model, not a curated record. Gene Ontology annotation, cellular component: plasma membrane. Gene Ontology annotation, biological process: nucleoside transmembrane transport. Gene Ontology annotation, molecular function: nucleoside transmembrane transporter activity.
UGGAAUGUGAAUCCUGAAAUUUAGCUAGAUACCAAACCCAACCCCCCAUCCAAAACUAAGCCAAAAAAGUGUAAGAACCAAACUACUCCUAAUCUCAUCGCUGGUUUUAUCCAUCAGCUCACCCUUCACGUGAUCCAAACAACCAAGAAACACGGCCCAUAAGAGAGAAUAAAAAAGUACCCUCAUAAGGAGGGACCCCUUCUUUGUUUCCCUAAACAAAAAGGGCAUAAAAAAUGAGAAUGAUGGUGACCAAGAAAUUGGACGGCCAGGAUGGGCCGUGGCCCGUAUCGAACUGGAGGGAAUCAACGGCCAGUGGCAUGUUCUCUUGAUCGGGGCUGCAUUUUGAUUCGUGUGGGCGCGCGCGCUGUACAUGAUUGCCCGCAAAACGGCCGAAACGGUAGGCAUGUAUGCCUUUUUAUUCUUAGCGUCCUUAAUGCAGCAAGGGAAUAAACAAAUCAAUGCAAUGCAAUACAAAAUGGAAUGAUCAUAACAAAAUAAACUCAGCUAGCUUAAAAGGAAGUAUCCGAGGCAGCCAUGGUUACCGCAGAUCCUCCAACGAGACUUCAGGGAAAGUAUACAGCAAUAGCAGUGUGUUGGCUUCUUGGAAAUGGAUGUCUUUUCUCAUGGAACAGUAUGCUCACAAUAACAGAUUACUACUCUAUCUUGUUUCCGAGAUAUCACCCCUCAAGAGUUCUUACUCUUGUAUACCAGCCAUUUGCAGUUGGAACGAUUGCAACACUUGCCUACAACGAAGAAAGAAUAAACACAAGAUUUCGGAACCUAUUUGGAUACAUUCUUUUCUUCGCAGCCACUCUUUUGGUGUUAGUUAUAGAUUUAGCAACAUCUGGUAGAGGAGGAAUUGGAACUUUCAUUGGUAUAUGUGCAGUAGGUGGUGCAUUUGGAAUAGCAGAUGCUCAUGUCCAAGGUGGAAUGGUGGGAGACCUUUCAUAUAUGCAUCCUGAAUUGCUUCAGUCUUUCCUUGCUGGUGGAGCAGCAUCGGGUGCAUUAACUUCUGCUUUGAGGUUAGUUACAAAAGCUGCAUUUGAGAACUCCAAAGAUGGUCUUCGCAAAGGAGCACUUCUGUUCUUUGCCAUAACAACAUUCUUUGAGCUUCUUUGUGUCAUUCUCUAUGCAUUUGUGUUUCCCAAAGUACCAAUUGUGAAGUAUUACCGAUCAAAAGCAGCAUCAGAAGGAGCAAAAACUGUUUCAGCUGAUCUUGCAGCCGCUGGCAUCCAGACCUCAUCUGACAAUGAAGAUGUAAAGAAACAAGAGCGGAAAGGAAAGAAGCAAUUGUUAAUGGAGAACAUUGAUUAUGCAAUUGAUUUGUUCCUCAUAUAUUCUCUAACACUGUCUAUCUUCCCUGGAUUCUUGUCAGAAGACACUGGAAAACAUAGUUUGGGCGAUUGGUAUGCUCUUGUUUUGAUUGCCAUGUACAAUGGGUUUGACUUAAUCGGAAGAUACAUUCCCCUAGUGAAAUGCAUUAAAAUGGAGUCUCGAAAGUUGCUCACAACAACAAUAAUUAGUCGUAUCUUACUUAUACCGGCAUUUUAUUUCACUUCAAAGUAUGGUGACCAAGGUUGGAUGAUGUUGUUGACAUCUUUCUUGGGAUUAUCAAAUGGUUAUCUCACUGUCUGUGUUCUUACUAGUGCACCCAAAGGUUACAAGGGACCAGAGCAAAAUGCCUUGGGAAACAUAUUGGUGUUGUUUCUUCUUGCAGGCAUUUUUGCUGGGGUAACACUUGAUUGGUUGUGGUUAAUAGGUAAAGGGUGGUGAGAUUUUCACUAUGCCAACUAGGGAAAUUGUCAAGCCAUUAUUAAUUUAUUAAAUAAGACUCAU